Molecule: messenger RNA, 6074 nt
Organism: Coffea eugenioides
Lineage: Eukaryota; Viridiplantae; Streptophyta; Magnoliopsida; Gentianales; Rubiaceae
Product: ABC transporter A family member 1
Exons: 40
Coding region: 47-5803 (1918 amino acids)
Biological process (GO): transmembrane transport; lipid transport
Cellular component (GO): membrane; intracellular membrane-bounded organelle
Molecular function (GO): lipid carrier activity; ABC-type transporter activity; ATP binding
Source: RefSeq, a predicted model, not a curated record
GGUGAUUUCUGAUAGUGAAAGGGACCAUAAUUCUGGUCUAUCAAGAAUGGGAGUAAAAGGGUUUAUGGAGAAUCAUCCAAAUAUUAGCAAGAAGGAGAGAAAUAAAGUGAAAGAAGAAGAGAUGAAGAGGAGCUCAAGAAAACAAUUGAAGGCUAUGCUUCGCAAGAAUUGGCUUUUGAAAAUUCGACACCCUUUUGUUACUCUUACAGAGAUUUUGCUCCCCACUGUUGUAAUGCUAUUGCUAAUAGCUGUGAGGUCGCAAACUGAUUUGCGAAUCCAUCCAGCCCAAGCGUAUAUUCGAAAAGACAUGUUUGUACAAGUGGGAAAAAGUGAUAUAUCUCAGCCUUUUGUCGACAUUCUCCAGUUUUUGUCAGCCAAAGGGGAGCAUUUGGCUUUUGCACCUGAUACAAAUGAGACAAAGAUGAUGAUCAAUAUAUUAUCUUUAAAAUUUCCUCUGCUGAAGAUGGUUGCAAGAGUUUACACGGAUGAAGAAGAGCUUGACACCUACAUUCGUUCAAAACAUUAUGGUGCUUAUGAUAAAGAAAAGAACUUCACAAAUCCAAAAAUUAGAGGAGCAGUUGUUUUUCAUAAUCAAGGUCCUGAGAUGUUUGAUUACAGCAUAAGGUUGAACCACACAUGGGCUUUUUCAGGAUUCCCUGAUGUCAGAACAAUCAUGGAUGUGAAUGGUCCUUAUAUGAAUGACUUGGAAUUAGGGGUCAAUACAGUUCCAAUUUUGCAAUAUGGCUUUAGUGGAUUUUUGACGCUCCAACAAGUCCUGGACUCUUUCAUUAUUUUUGUUUCCCAGCAGAAUAUAGCUAAUUUAUCUAUUGAAGAACGUGGGUUGCCUCAGCAAUCAGCCAGCAUAAGGUCGGCUGUUGAGGUACCUUGGACCCAGUUCAGUCCUUCGAACAUAAGCAUAGUCCCAUUUCCAACUCGUCAAUAUACUGAUGAUGAGUUCCAGUCAAUCGUCAAGAAAGUAAUGGGAGUACUGUACUUGCUUGGAUUUCUGUACCCCAUAUCUCGUCUUAUAAGCUAUUCUGUCUUUGAAAAGGAGCACAAGAUAAAACAAGGUCUUUACAUGAUGGGAUUGAAAGAUGAAAUAUUCUUUCUUUCUUGGUGGAUAACAUAUGCUUUGCAGUUUGCAGUUUCUUCUGGGAUCUUGACUCUUUGCACUAUGAAUACUCUUUUCGAGUACAGUGACAAAUCACUGGUUUUCAUCUACUUCUUUUCUUUUGGACUCAGUGCAAUAUCGCUGUCAUUUCUAAUCUCGACUUUCUUCUCACGGGCAAAAACGGCUGUGGCAGUUGGGACCCUUUCUUUCCUGGGGGCCUUCUUCCCAUAUUACACAGUCAAUGAUGAGGCUGUUUCUAUGGCAUUAAAGGUCACUGCUUCUGUCCUUUCACCUACUGCCUUUGCUUUGGGAUCAGUCAACUUUGCUGACUAUGAACGUGCUCAUGUUGGACUUCGUUGGAGCAACAUCUGGCGUGAGUCAUCUGGAGUUUCUUUUUUGGUCUGUCUCCUGAUGAUGUUGUUUGACACAGUAGUGUAUUGUGGAAUGGGCCUUUACCUGGAUAAGGUCCUUCCAAAGGAGAAUGGCAUACGUUAUCCAUGGAACUUCAUGUUUCAGAUAUCCUUUUGGAGGAAGAGAAGUACCAGUGGUCGUUCCUGUACAGUAGAAAAAUUAACUGACCAUCAUGUAAAGCAAGAGACUAGUCCUGUUGAGGAUGUACAUAACCCAGCUGUAGAAGCAAUGAGCUUAGAAAUGAGGCAACAAGAGCUUGACAACCGAUGCAUUCAGAUUAGAAAUUUGCACAAGGAGUUUCUGACAAAAAUGGGGACAUGUUGUGCUGUAAAUUCUUUGCAGCUAAAUCUGUAUGAGAACCAGAUUCUUGCUCUUCUUGGACAUAAUGGAGCUGGAAAGAGCACGACAAUAUCCAUGCUUGUUGGUCUUCUUCGUCCUACUUCUGGAGAUGCAUUGAUAUAUGGAAAGAACAUCUUGACUGACAUGGAUGAGAUACGGAAGAGUUUGGGUGUCUGUCCUCAACAGGACAUUCUUUUUCCAGAGCUAACUGUGAAGGAGCAUUUGGAAAUAUUUGCCACCAUAAAGGGCGUCGAUGAAGACUCUAUUGAUAGUAGUGUCACUGAAGUGGUGGAUGAAGUGGGACUUGCAGAUAAAAUUGGUACUACUGUCAAGGCUCUUUCUGGAGGUAUGAAGAGAAAAUUGUCCCUUGGGAUUGCACUGAUCGGAAAUAGUAAGGUUAUUGUUCUUGAUGAACCUACAAGUGGAAUGGAUCCAUAUUCAAUGCGAUUGACGUGGCAAUUUAUAAAAAGAAUUAAGAAAGGAAGGAUAAUAUUGUUAACAACUCACUCCAUGGAUGAAGCUGAUGUACUGGGAGAUCGCAUAGCCAUCAUGGCUAAUGGUACUCUGAAAUGCUGUGGAAGUUCCCUUUACCUGAAGCACCAGUAUGGGGUUGGUUACACUCUUACCUUGGUAAAGUCCGCACCAUGUGCUUCUCCAGCUGCUGAUAUUGUGUAUCAACAUAUUCCAUCUGCAACAUGUGUGAGUGAGGUUGGAACUGAAAUUUCCUUUAAGCUUCCACUGUCAUCCUCAUCUUCAUUUGAGAGCAUGUUUCGAGAAAUAGAGCAGUGUAUGAGAAGAUCGAACCCCAAUGCUGAAGCUAGGGGUCAAGAGAAUGACGACAAUAUUGGUGUUGAGAGCUAUGGUAUAUCUGUCACAACUUUAGAGGAAGUGUUCCUGAGAGUAGCAGGGGGUGACUUUGAUGAGGCUGACUGCUUUAAAGAGAACAGUUCUGCAGCUUCAUCUGAUUCUAAUGUUUCUAGAGCUUGUCAAAGUUAUGCUCCAAACCAUGUGUUCCAUAUCAAACAGUGCACAAACUUUUUUAAAGUUCUCGGGCUUCUAGUUACCACAGUUGGGAGGGCAUGUGGUCUAUUUUUUGCAACUGUUUUAAGUGUCUUUAAGUUCUUAAGUAUGCAGUGCUGCUGUUGUUUUGUGCUUUCGAGGUCAACAUUUUGGAAGCAUGUGAAAGCUUUACUUAUUAAGAGAGCAAUAUCAGCUAAGAGGGAUCGGAAGACCAUUGUCUUUCAGCUGUUAAUCCCGGCUGUGUUCUUAUUCAUUGGUCUUCUCUUUCUCAGUCUUAAGUCACAUCCAGAUCAGCAGUCAAUAACUUUCACAACCUCACACUUUAAUCCUCUCCUGAGUGGUGGUGGAGGUGGAGGUCCUAUACCUUUUGAUCUCUCAUGGCCUAUUGCCCAGGAGGUUGCAAAGCAUCUGAAAGGGGGCUGGAUCCAGAGGGUUAAAAAGACUCCGUAUAAGUUCCCUGACUCUGAAAUGGCAUUGAAUGAUGCUAUUCAGGUUGCAGGGCCCACUUUGGGACCAGCCCUUCUUGAAAUGAGUGAAUAUCUAAUGUCCAGUUUUAAUGAAUCUUAUGAGUCAAGGUAUGGAGCAAUUGUAAUGGACAAUCAGACUGAUGAUGGGAGGGUGGGUUAUACUGUCCUGCAUAAUAGUUCUUGCCAGCAUGCUGCUCCAACAUUUAUCAAUCUGAUGAACUCAGCAAUACUCAGGCUGGCUACCCUCAACGAGAAUAUGUCAAUAACGACACGGAAUCAUCCUCUGCUACUGACAGAAAGUCAGCAUCUGCAGCGUCAUGAUCUUGAUGCGUUCUCAGCUGCUAUUGUUGUUAACAUUGCCUUUUCAUUUAUUCCGGCCUCUUUUGCUGUGGCUAUUGUGAAGGAACAUGAAGUAAAAGCCAAGCAUCAGCAAUUGAUUAGUGGGGUAUCUAUAUUGGCAUAUUGGGCUUCAACAUAUAUGUGGGACUUCAUCAGCUUUUUAUUUCCUUCAUCAAUUGCAAUUAUUCUCUUUUCUGCAUUUGGUCUUGAGCAGUUUAUUGGAAAAGAAUCCUUCUUCCCCACCAUAAUGCUGUUACUGGAAUAUGGACUAGCAGUUGCAUCAUCAACCUACUGCCUUACCUUCUUCUUCUCGGAGCACAGCCUGGCACAGAAUAUAGUUCUGUUGGUCCAGUUCUUCAGUGGGAUUAUCCUCAUGGUUGUAUCAUUCAUAAUGGGGCUUAUGAAGUCUACAGAGCAGGCCAAUUCCCUUCUCAAGAACUUCUUCAGGUUGUCACCGGGAUUUUGCUUUGCCGAUGGAUUAUCUUCAUUAGCUCUUUUACGACAAGAUAUGAAGAAUGGAUCUGGUAGUAGAGUUUUUGACUGGAAUGUGACGGGUGCUUCCCUUUGUUACUUGGCUGCAGAGGCUGUCAUAUAUUUCCUUCUAGCACUUGGCCUAGAGCUCUUGCCACCUCACAAGAUAAAUUUAGCCACAGCUUAUGAGUGGUGGAUGAGGAUUAAACUUUCACUUGCAACUUCUGGCAGUUUGUCAGAGCCACUUCUGAAAUCAUCCUCAGGAGAUGUUGCUCUUAAAGUUGAUGAAGACAUCGAUGUCCUUACAGAGAGAAAUAGGGUACUCUCAGGUUCAAUUGAUGGUGCGAUCAUAUAUUUGCGCAAUCUGUGCAAGGUUUAUUCGGGAGGAAAGCACAGGCUAAAAGUAGCAGUUGAUUCAUUGACUUUCGCAGUUCAGGAAGGAGAGUGUUUUGGCUUUCUAGGAACCAAUGGAGCAGGGAAGACAACCACCCUGUCCAUGCUUUCUGGAGAAGAACAUCCAACUAGUGGAAAAGCAUUUAUUUUUGGCAAAGACAUAGGUGCGAACCCAGAGGCUGCUCGUCGGCUUAUUGGUUAUUGUCCUCAAUUUGAUGCGCUACUAGAGUUUCUCAAUGCUCAAGAACAUCUUGAGCUGUAUGCCAGAAUAAAAGGAGUUUCAGAAUUUGAGCUCAAAGAUGUUGUUAGAGAAAAACUGGUGGAGUUUGAUUUGCUGAAGCAUGCCACUAAACCAUCGUUUGCCUUAAGUGGGGGAAACAAGCGUAAACUAUCUGUUGCAAUCGCAAUGAUCGGAGAACCCCCCAUUGUCAUUCUUGACGAGCCAUCAACUGGUAUGGAUCCUAUUGCCAAACGAUUCAUGUGGGAGGUUAUAUCCCAGCUAUCAACCAGACGAGGAAAGACAGCUGUCAUUCUAACUACUCAUAGCAUGAAUGAAGCACAAGCUCUGUGUUCUAGGAUUGGGAUCAUGGUUGGAGGCAGGCUUAGAUGCAUUGGAAGUCCUCAGCAUCUAAAAACGAGAUUUGGGAAUCAUCUUGAACUAGAGGUCAAACCUACAGAAGUAAGCAUCAUAGACAUGGAAAAUCUAUGCCAAAUAAUACAAGAAAAACUCUUCGAUGUUCCAUGUCAUACAAGAAGUAUACUUGGUGACCUUGAAGUUUGCAUUGGAGCAAAGGACACUAUAGCAUCAGAAAGCACAUCAGUUGCAGAGAUUAGCUUAUCAGAGGAAAUCAUAGUUGCAAUUGGACGAUGGCUUGGGAAUGAAGAAAGAGUACGGGCUCUUGUAUCUGCAAGUGCGAGUAAUGCUUCAUCUGGGGCUACUGGUGAGCAGUUAUCAGAGCAGUUGGUCCGUGAUGGUGGUAUCCCACUGCCUGUAUUUUCGGAGUGGUGGUUAACCAAAGAAAAGUUUUCUGCUAUUGAUUCAUUUAUCCAAUCAUCAUUUCCUGGCUCCACAUUUCAAGGUUGCAAUGGAUUGAGUGCUCAAUAUCAGCUGCCUUAUGAGGAAGACCUCUCUCUUGCUGAUGUUUUUGGUCACCUAGAGCGUAACAGAAAUUUACUGGGCAUCAAAGAGUACAGUAUCAGUCAAUCAACACUAGAGACAAUCUUUAACCAUUUUGCUGCUGCUAACACAUGAAAUAAAAACUAUUUAGCAUAACCUUAAAUGGAAGCUAAUCCCUUCUUGUUUUUAGAGUUUGAAGGGUCUUUUUCUUCCAAUAUAUAUGGUAAUUUUGCUGCAAGCAGUGGAGGAAUUCCCCUUGAUGCAGAUAGAAGAUUCGCUAUAGGCAUUUCUGUCCUCUCCACUAGGAGUAUUUUACCAAUAAAUGUAUUGCCUUUCACAGAUUACUGUGGAAGUAUAAAUCUGUCUUAUAUAAUGGAACUUUUUCAUUGCUUUAUCUCAUCAUUCA